Molecule: messenger RNA, 1452 nt
Organism: Aegilops tauschii subsp. strangulata
Lineage: Eukaryota; Viridiplantae; Streptophyta; Magnoliopsida; Poales; Poaceae
Product: F-box protein At5g10340-like
Molecular function (GO): protein binding
Source: RefSeq, a predicted model, not a curated record
GCUUUAUCUCCACUCCCACUCCCACCUCCGCCGCCACCAGCCGGCGACCAUGGCGGAGGAGGCCGCGGCGCCUCUCCUCCACGGGCUCCCAGAUGAGAUCGUGGUAUGGGAGAUCCUCAUCCGCCUCGACCCCAAAUCCCUCCUCCGCUGCCGCGCAGUCCGCCGCGCCUGGCGCUGCGCCACCUCCGCCCGCCGCUUCCUCCUCGCCCACCACGCCCGCCAGCCAACCCUCCCCAUCGUCUUCGGCGACAGAUACCGUAACAUCCUUGCCUUGGAUCACCGGGCCUCCGCUGACGCCCAACUCCACACCAUCGCCCGGCUUGACGAGGACUUCAUGCUGGAGGCCUCCUGCGAUGGCCUCCUCCUCCUCUCCAAGUUUGACCACAUUGUUGGCUUUCGCACCUACCUCUCCGUCUGCAACCCGGCCACGAGUCAGCAUGCCUCCCUGAGGCCACUGUCAGGUUUUGACAUCUUGGGGAUGUACCCACACAGCCCUACCGGUGAGUACCGUCUGUUGCUGCAACGGAUGAACUACAUGGACUCGUCUGAAUAUCAAAUUGGCUUCUAUGUCUUUGGGUUGGGCUCCAACGAGGCACCGAGGUACAUCGGGUGCUCAGAGACCAAAUUAGCGUUGGCGUUCUUCAAUGUACCUGUCCGGCUGCGUGAUAGCUUGCAUUGGUACCCACUGGAGUACCGGACUGAAAGCGACCAUUUGGAGUAUGAAGAAGAAAGCAAACUGGUGGUAACAGUAUUCGACACCAUAGCUGAGUCGUUUCGGCAGAUGCGUGCUCCACUUGUUUCCACCAAUUCAUCUAUCUUUAAGGUGGAUGACAUGCUUGGCAUCUGUAACUGUAACCAGGCCUUGGAAAUUGUUGAUAUAUGGGUGCUGCAGGACUACCAAAGUGAGGUUUGGGACUUAAAGUACCGGAUUGAAUUGCGGCUCGACGAACUCACAAAACUCAGGGGGGAGCUUGAAGGCCUUGAUGGUGAUGGCAAUUGGAGUCUGACCGCUGCUUCGGGUGAUGGUGACGUGCUCUUGCUGGUCAGUUUCAGUCACUGGAGUUUUGGUCACUGGCUGUUUUACGUUGACACUGAUGGCGAACUGGUUGCUAGCUUCCAAGACUUAUAUGCCUGUAAACAUCGGUUCAAACAAACUCUUGUUCCACAUGAUUUGUUCACGACACUAGAAGGUCAUGCUGUGGGCGCCUCACCACUCAUUUGACGGGUGCUUCUUAACGGCAUAGUUUUCGUAUCCUCAUAAGCUGCAAUGUCUGUGAGUUGGAUCAAGUAUGAGCAUGCUGAUUUUUUCUCUUGUGUUGAUGUAUAAAAGGUUAUGAUCAGUAGUGACUCUUAUGUGGUUACAUAAAAUCUAUGCUUGUUUCGAUAUCCUUUCGGGAUGCAAGAAGUGACUGCUGCUUGCGUUGAUGCUAAAAUUACCAAGCCAUUUUGAUC